Drosophila innubila is the source of this 667-nucleotide messenger RNA. Its product is annotated as bromo and FHA domain-containing protein DDB_G0267958. The transcript has a single exon. Gene Ontology annotation, biological process: anaphase-promoting complex-dependent catabolic process. Bases 60 to 494 code for a protein of 144 amino acids. Lineage: Eukaryota; Metazoa; Arthropoda; Insecta; Diptera; Drosophilidae. The record is from RefSeq and is a predicted model, not a curated record. Gene Ontology annotation, cellular component: anaphase-promoting complex.
GGUGGCAGCCUAGUAUUAUAACUGUUUCUGGGACGCGCACAAUUUCUGGUGGGAAAAUUAUGUUAAGGCGCGAACUACAGACAAUUAAGCUAAAGCUGUCCGAUUUGGAGGAGUAUGAAGUAAUACGUAGACGUAAAAAGACAAAUGAAGCAAUUGAAGCUGGGAGGGCAUCAUCGGUGACAGUGACAGCCACCGAAACGGCUCCAUCGACUGCCAGCAGUUCGUCAUCAUCCGAGACGGAGGCAACCCAACGACGGCUAGAAAGAGAGCGCGCUAACAUGCCCGGAUGGACGCAAGCAACAAUUGCUGAUAGCAACACCAACUCUGGCUCCACCGAAGACUCCACUAGCGUGCAAGCUGUCGUUGAUGAAAGCGACACUAUUGCUGAGCUUAGCGACGACGGCUGGGUGGAUAUUGACGAAGAAGAUGAAGACGAACAAGAACAAGAACAGGAACAAGAAGAGGAAGAAGGCGCCGUGGGUGGCGAGCUAUAAUUUACCAUGGACAAGAGACAAGAGCAAGCGACUGCCGUACAAUUUCAGCACAUAUGUAUAUUUUUCACACAUUUCAUAAAUAACUUAAAUUCUACAUCAUAUAAAUGUACUCCUAAAUGUCAUAUGAUCAGAUAAAAUGUAAUUAACUAAAUUAAUAUAGCCAUGUGUAUGUA